Messenger RNA from Chaetomium strumarium, 1059 nucleotides. RefSeq names its product eukaryotic porin/Tom40. The transcript has 5 exons. Gene Ontology annotation, molecular function: transmembrane protein transporter activity. The record is from RefSeq and is a predicted model, not a curated record. Gene Ontology annotation, biological process: protein import into mitochondrial matrix. Lineage: Eukaryota; Fungi; Ascomycota; Sordariomycetes; Sordariales; Chaetomiaceae. The coding region runs from base 1 to 1059 and encodes 352 amino acids. Gene Ontology annotation, cellular component: mitochondrial outer membrane translocase complex; mitochondrial outer membrane.
AUGGCCUCCACGUCCGAUGCGCCGCUGGCGUUCCUCCUCAAGAACCCGAUAGCAUCCGCGUUCUCAGAUGCCUACAACGCCUUUCAAGAAAGGAGGCAACGGCUGGGUCUUUCAAACCCUGGCUUGGUCGAGAACAUUGCUAAGGAGGUCCAGCGCGAUGUCCUCACAUCGAACUUGAUGUUCUCCGGUCUGCGGGCCGACCUUACGAAGGCCUUCAGCUUCAAUCCCUUAUUCCAAGUCUCUCACCAGUUCGCCAUGGGCGAGCGAUUGAGUCCUUAUACUUUCGCCGCCCUCUACGGUACCAGCAAGGUCUUUGCUCAAGGCAACAUUGAUGACCAAGGUGCCCUCUCAGCGACGUUCAACUGGAGGUGGAGCAAUGCUCUCACCACCAAGUCACGAUUCCAGAUCGCUCCCAGUGCCACCGGUCAGGACAUGGCGCAGUUCGAAAACGAAUAUCUUGGCAACGAUUUUACCGCCACACUGAAGGCCCUGAACCCCUCCUUCCUGGAUGGCGGCCUAACUGGUAUCUUCAUCGGCCAAUACCUGCAGUCUGUCACUCCCAAGCUUGCCUUGGGGCUGGAGGCUGUUUGGCAACGCGCUGGUCUGACACAGGGUCCGGACACGGCUGUCUCGUAUGUUGCUCGGUACAAGUCGGACAGCUUCAUCGCCAGUGCCCAGCUGCAGGCUCAGGGCGCCCUUAAUGCCUCGUACUGGCAACGCCUGUCGGACAAGGUUCAGGCCGGUGUUGACAUGACUCUUCAGGUGGCUCCCAGUGGUGCCAUGAUGGGCGGCCUCACAAAGGAGGGAAUCACAACGUUUGGCGCCAAGUAUGACUUCAGAAUGUCAACCUUCCGGGCCCAGAUCGACACCAAGGGCAAGCUGAGUUGCCUGCUCGAGAAGCGGGUUGCUGCCCCCGUGAUGAUGACGUUUGCCGCUGAUGUCGAUCACUUUACUCAACAAGCGAAGAUUGGAGUCGGCAUCUCGAUUGAGGCCGGUGGCGAGGAGCUCCAAGAACAGCAGGACAUGGGCGCUCAGCCGCCUCCGAACAUCCCCUUCUAA